Entamoeba dispar SAW760 is the source of this 945-nucleotide messenger RNA. Its product is annotated as thioredoxin reductase, putative. Gene Ontology annotation, biological process: removal of superoxide radicals. Gene Ontology annotation, molecular function: thioredoxin-disulfide reductase (NADPH) activity. The coding region runs from base 1 to 945 and encodes 314 amino acids. Gene Ontology annotation, cellular component: cytoplasm. The record is from RefSeq and is a predicted model, not a curated record. The transcript has a single exon. Lineage: Eukaryota; Evosea; Mastigamoebida; Endamoebidae.
AUGAGUAAUAUUCAUGAUGUUGUGAUUAUAGGUUCAGGACCUGCUGCACAUACUGCAGCUAUUUAUUUAGGAAGAUCUUCAUUAAAACCAGUUAUGUAUGAAGGAUUUAUGGCAGGAGGAGUAGCUGCAGGAGGACAAUUAACUACAACCACUAUAAUUGAAAAUUUUCCAGGAUUUCCAAAUGGAAUUGAUGGAAAUGAAUUAAUGAUGAAUAUGAGAACACAAUCAGAAAAGUAUGGAACUACUAUCAUUACAGAAACAAUUGACCAUGUUGAUUUCUCAACACAACCAUUUAAAUUGUUUACUGAAGAAGGAAAAGAAGUACUUACAAAGUCAGUUAUUAUUGCAACAGGUGCUACUGCUAAAAGAAUGCAUGUUCCAGGAGAAGAUAAAUAUUGGCAAAAUGGAGUUAGUGCAUGUGCAAUUUGUGAUGGGGCUGUUCCUAUUUUCAGAAAUAAAGUAUUAAUGGUAGUUGGAGGAGGAGAUGCAGCUAUGGAAGAGGCACUUCAUUUAACAAAAUAUGGAAGUAAAGUUAUAAUUCUUCAUCGAAGAGAUACAUUUAGAGCAAGUAAAACUAUGCAAGAACGAGUAUUAAAUCAUCCAAAGAUUGAAGUAAUAUGGAAUUCUGAAUUAGUUGAGUUAGAAGGAGAUGGUGAUUUAUUAAAUGGAGCAAAAAUUCAUAAUCUUAUUUCAGGAGAAUACAAAGUUGUUCCAGUUGCUGGGUUGUUUUAUGCUAUUGGACAUAGUCCAAAUAGUAAAUUCUUAGGUGGACAAGUUAAAACUGCUAAUGAUGGAUAUAUUAUUACAGAAGGACCAAAAACUAGUGUUGAUGGUGUAUUUGCAUGUGGGGAUGUAUGUGAUAGAGUAUACAGACAAGCUAUUGUAGCUGCAGGAAGUGGAUGUAUGGCAGCUUUAAGUUGUGAAAAAUGGCUUCAAACUCAUUAA